AUGGAGCGACAAGGCCCGACGACACACAGCACCCUCCAACAAGCGGUGGAACUGCUAGAACGCAGCCAAAAGCUGCUGAGGUCGGCCAGCCUAAAGGAGGGCACCAGCACCACUACGGAGGCACGGGUAAGUCAGAUGACUACGGCGCAGCAGCAGCGGGACCCGGUACUGCGGGCCGCCUACACGCGUGGGUGGGAAGACCGCACCGUCGUGUUCCAAAGGGCGACGAGCGGUGGACCCACAACCGCAGUGCGGCUCAAUAGGUCGCGUAGCCCCAGACGGGUGACCCGACCGGCGGCCAACACCCGACCGGCGGCCAACACCCGACCGGCAACCACAGCACGACCAGCGGCCAGCCCCCGACCGGCGCCACCACCGGCGACAACAAGGGCCUCACAACGACCGCCACCGCGACCGCUGAUGGAGCGGCCAAUACCGGCGCCGAGGUCAUCAACCAUCCAACCUUCAGGAACGACUGCCAACCCGCUUCCAGCGUCGAACACCUCCGCCGAGACGACAAAACCGGCCACGCUGAACGCCCGCCAACGCUGGAAUAAGCAGCGAAAGCGAGACUACAAGGCCAAACACCAGCAGACGUCCUAG
This is a messenger RNA of Metopolophium dirhodum (rose-grain aphid), 603 nucleotides long. Its product is annotated as WAS/WASL-interacting protein family member 3-like. The record is from RefSeq and is a predicted model, not a curated record. The transcript has a single exon. The coding region runs from base 1 to 603 and encodes 200 amino acids. NCBI's taxonomy places the organism in Eukaryota, Metazoa, Arthropoda, Insecta, Hemiptera, Aphididae.